AUUUGGACCUCGACGAUCAACCAUACACGUCGGCGAGUCAUUGUGACAUCAGAAAACCGACGGGUCAAGUAUGGACGAUACAGACAGUUCCCUAAAUGUGUCCACCAUCUAAAUCUUCAACAACAUGAAGUCAAUUCUAGUAUCAACGGCUGGUUUUCUGGCGGUAGUUGCUGCCCGAGUCACAUUCCAGAACUCAUCGCAAACAAUCCUUCGCGUCGACUCCGGUUCUUACGGCCCGGAAAUCGAAGAGGUUCACUACUACUACAAACAAUGGCCUAUAGGUAUCGCAGUAUCGUCUACGGGCAGGAUAUUUGCAUCGUAUACGCGCGGCAAUUACACAUUCACCCUCGGCGAGAUUGCCAAUAAGACGGCCGAGCGUCCUUACCCGUCUGCAGGAUUGAACCUCCCAGUGAGCCAGCUGAAUAAUACAUGGAACGGCAUUCCAUUCGGCAGUGGGAACAGCACAGGCCUGAUCUCUGUCCAGGCUCUCUAUAUCAGCCCUGCUAGUAACACGCGCCCGGAGACUCUGUGGGUGGUUGAUACUGGUCGACCUACCAUCAUGGACUCGAGUGGUGCACCGACUAUGCCAUAUGCGCAACCAGGUGGGCCGAAAAUAAUUGGUAUUAAUCUUUCCAACGACACAGUGUACGCAACGUAUACGUUCCCGGCGUCUGUUCACUUCCCCGACUCGUACAUGAACGAUAUUCGAUUUGAUCUUCGCCCCGAUGUUACGCAGUCCGGACAGGGGGUCGCAUACAUCGUAGACAGCAGCGAUGAAGGCAGGCCCGGGUUUAUAAUGCUAGAUCUCGGCACUAGCGAGAGCUGGCGACGACUCACCCAGCAUCCCAGCGUCCUUCGGGUGGACCGAGACGUACCCAGCUACCAGGGCGUUCCGUUCUACCAGAAGACGAUGGGCAUUCCAAUUCAGGCACUGCGAGAGGGUCUGGACGGCUUGCAGCUCUCACCCAACGGUUCAAGACUUUACUACUCCGCCUUGACCACCGACUACCUCUACAGCAUCCCCACUGCCAAUCUGCUCGCCUCUUCCUCCGAUCCUCUCGCCGAAAUUGCAGCCGCGAAUAACGUGACCAAUCACGGCCAGCGCGGUGGUAAUGCAAAUGGUUUUGAGGGCGACUCUAACGGCCUGAUUUAUCAACUCAUGCCCGAGCACAAUGCGAUCUACUACUACAAUCCUAGGGAUCUGCAGACGCACCCGUUCGUCCGAGACCCAAGGAUUAUCUGGCCCGAUGGAGCGAGCAUUGCCGCUGAUGGGUUUUUGUACAUGAAUAUCAAUCAGCUGCCGUACCAGCCGGUGUGGAACAAUGGCUCGGAUUUGAGGACCUGGCCCGGUGCGGUGCUGAGGUGCAAGUUGCCUGGUAAUGGCACAAAGAUCUCGACGCUUGUCUAG
Molecule: messenger RNA, 1408 nt
Organism: Boeremia exigua
Lineage: Eukaryota; Fungi; Ascomycota; Dothideomycetes; Pleosporales; Didymellaceae
Product: major royal jelly protein-domain-containing protein
Exons: 1
Coding region: 125-1408 (427 amino acids)
Source: RefSeq, a predicted model, not a curated record